AUGGCUAAUCAUGGACCAGCAUACGGACUGAGCAAGGAAAUUCAAAGAAAAGUAAAAAAAAAACAGUAAAAACAUUUUUAUUCAUUUAGAAUCAAGCAAGGUUUAGUAUUGAAGAAGCUCGGGAAGUAUUGGCCUGGAUUGCUGACGCAACCGGCUGUCAUUACGAACAACAACCAUCUGAAUUCGAAUCUGACGCGCAAGUUAGUGAAGCACUCAAAGAUGGUACUAUAUUGUGCGAGUAUGUUUUGGUUAUUAAAAAUUUUAUUUUUCAAAUACAUAACUAACGGUGGCAAAGUUUAAAAGAAGUUUCUUAAAAUAAUUUUACAGGGUGUUCCAAGAAAAAUUUUAAAAACUAACCAGCUAUAACUUGGCUACAAAAAUAGAUAAAAAUGCCAAACUUGGUAUACAUGAAGAUUGGGCCCACAAGUUUUUUGUCGCAAAAUUUCAAAUUUUUAUAGUUCAAAUUAAGGGCGCUAUGAUUUUUUGAAAAAUUGUCAUUUUCCCCCGAAAUACACAUAUUUUUGAUUGGAAAUGCUUUUUUCGGUGAAAUUUUCUAAGUUUUUGGAAGACUUUUAAGGUAAAAAUCUUAUUUCGACCAAAUCUUUCGAUGUUUAUCACAUUUUUUUUGGUUUUAGCUUCGUUUUCGGACGUCGGCGGAGAGUCGGCGGAGGCGUACCGAUGUCGGCGAAGACUAUAACUCGCUUCAAACUUAACGUAAAAAAUUGAAACAAAAACCGUUAUUGUUCAAAUAUGGCAAUCUAUACUUCUCUUAUAAAAAACAUUUGUAUAUCAGAUUGAUUAAUAAGUUGUUGGGCUCACCCAGUGCUGUAAAGUAUCAUAAGAAUCCGCGAAUGCCUUUUCACAAAAUGGAGAACAUUUCCAACUUUUUGGAUGCCAUCAAAGAAUAUGGAGUGAAGGAGAUUUCUUGCUUUCAAACAGUCGAUUUGUACGAAAACAAACAGUGCUACAAAGUUAUCGAGUGUUUGCGAGGAUUGGCUGCUGUGGUAAGACAACUUUUAACGUCUUAAUAAUAAUUUAACUUAACAUGUUUUUUAAAAAUAUUUUUUGGUAGGGUAACGUAGGAUAGGUCAAGAAUUUAUUAUUAUUACAUAUUAUUAAUAUUUUGUCAAAAAAAACGUAUACUGAGAUGAUAUGACUUCUUAUCGAUAUCUGCGAAAGUGUUCUUGUAAUUACAUAUAUUUUUGUAAAACGACAUAGAUGUUAGCAUAUGCCGCAGCUUCUAGGGCACAGCCUUGCCAUGAUAUUCCUGUAUACCUAAAAUUGUAAUUGCUUUAUAUCGUUUGAACUCAAUGUUAUACUAGGUACUAAAAACUCUUGAAUCAUAACAAAUUUAAAAGUAAAAAAGAAUUUUUUUUAAAUAACUUACAAACUCUCCGCAUAAAAACGUUUUUCGAACACAAUCCGUCCGUUUGUCAGAACAAUGGUUUUUCUUGAUUUUUUCUUCCUUACUAGCUCGUUCUUCUUUUAUAAUCGGUUUAAAAUUAUCUUCAAUAUCAGGUAGCUGAAUCUCGUCGUACUCUUCUAACGUUUUUGGUUUAGGUUUUGGUGUUCUUGUACGUCUUCUGUAUCUUCUUUUUCUUGUUGUAGUUGUAGUUGUGGUGGUGGUAGUUGUAGUAGUGGUAGUAGAAGAUGUUGUGGGUUUUUUGGUUACAACUGGCAAUGGCCUAAAGUUUAAGCCUUCUGGUGCUGCGUUUUCAUACUCUUCUUCUGUUUCAUCGUAAUACUCGACUUCUUCGUAUUCUGCUGCUUUUGUGGUUAUGUGGGCUUUCUUUACUUUUUUCACGUUUUUGGUCUUCUUAUUCUUUUUGGGAUCUGAAUAUUUGAAAAAUAAUAUUUUAGGAAAUUAUGAAAACGGUAGUUAAAAGCUAUUUAAACCAUAUUAAAUACUGUUUUUACAAUUUAAAAUCUUAUAAUUACCGCAAAAUCCGCAUGUAACAGCACAGUACUUGGUCAUCAGUCUUUUGUACUCCUAAAUGAUAAUUAAUUUUACUAUUAGUAAUUAAUAUUUAAAACUUUUUUAUUUAAAAUUGCAUUUUACGUACUUGAAGGACGCAUACAUAAGCUUUUCCUUGACAUUCAACUACUUUGUCUUCACAUUCGGUUAUAUUAACAUCUUCUUUUUCCUCUUCUUCUGAUUUGUAAUCGUCUUUUUUGUUAUUUUCGUAAGAUGCACCUAAGCAGUUGUUUUGUUAAGUUUAAGUUUGUAUCAGUAUUUGAUACGUUAAAAUCUUAGAAAUUGGAUUUUUUUUACUGCAAAAAACUAUAAGCACUUUUGAAAGUUAAAACUUACAACAAUAAGAUUUUCCUUGUAUUUUUUCGCAAAUCAACGUAUGAUCAGCUUGGCAAACUCCGUUAACACACUCUAAAAUAUAAGACAUUUUUUAGUUUAUUAUCCUUGUUAAAAAAUUAUUUUUCAAUUUACCUAAAAAUGCAUCUACUCCAUCAGAACACUUUUGACUUUUAGCACGAUGGUUAAAAUGCAAGAGCACCAGUAGUAACAUAAGAAUUAAUACGUAGUUUUCUUUCAUUAAUUAGUGUGUUACAGAAGAAUCUGAACUUUAUGAAUUAGUAUGAACAAUUUUAAAAAUAUUUUUAUGUAGCGAAGUAUUUUUUUCAAAGCUUGAACUUCAAAAACGAAAGCACUAAAACAAGCUCUAGUGUCACUAGUUAAAAUAUGUUUGAAAAUUAAACGUAGACUUUGUACAAGCUGUUAGUAUUAAAUAAGGGAAAACCGUCUGGACUUGAUGAACUGAUUCAUUUCUUUUGUUAAAUUAUAUGUUUUUGUUAUGUUAAUGCAUGUUGUGUAAACAUAAAAAUGGACACUUGACUGGCCAGUUUUCUGAUUUUAUAUGAAAGAGGCUUUAUCUGCUGGUAUGUAGGCUUUACUUUAGUAAAGGAUGACAGUCUAGUAUUGUUUCUAAGUUAGGUUUUGCUUUCUAGCGUGACUUAAAACAAAAUUCCGUUUUAAUUUCUUUUCUGCGUCUCAUUAUAAGUAUAGUGUUGCAAAAUUUUACAAAGUUAUUAAAAAAAUGUAUUGGAGUAAGUAUUGUCAUUGUUAAAACAUUUUUAUUCAGGCUCAAAGCCGUAACGCGCCGGUCAAUUUUCCACAUUGGGUUGUGAAAUUGGCGCAGAGUCAGCCACGUCGUUUUUCUGAUGAGGUGAUUCGACAAGGCGAAGCCGUCAUUCCAUUGCAAUACGGAACCAACAAAUGUGCGUCACAAAAGGGAAUGACACCAUAUGGACUAGGUCGGCAAAUAAAUCCAAAUCCCAGUCAAUGA
Messenger RNA from Bursaphelenchus okinawaensis, 3299 nucleotides. Lineage: Eukaryota; Metazoa; Nematoda; Chromadorea; Rhabditida; Aphelenchoididae. The record is from the annotation of a GenBank genome assembly.